Messenger RNA from Hansenula anomala, 1221 nucleotides. RefSeq lists its product as uncharacterized. The transcript has a single exon. Gene Ontology annotation, biological process: sphingosine biosynthetic process. Lineage: Eukaryota; Fungi; Ascomycota; Saccharomycetes; Phaffomycetales; Wickerhamomycetaceae. The coding region runs from base 1 to 1221 and encodes 406 amino acids. The record is from RefSeq and is a predicted model, not a curated record. Gene Ontology annotation, cellular component: cytoplasm; intracellular membrane-bounded organelle; membrane.
AUGUCUGAACCAAAAAAGCAAGAGUUUCUAUUCCAAUUGAAAUCAGGAACCCAAUCCAAAUCAUAUUCUUUGGCCUAUGAAGAAACUGAAGCUGCGAAUGUCAAUUUUGAACUAUUGAGUAGCGUUGGUGCUGAUGGCAAAAAGGAUGAAUUAGUUAUUUCAAAAGAUAAUUUACCAACCCAUUUGAAACCUGGUGUUGACGUGACAGUUAUUGAUUCUGUCAAUUCAGGUGUUGGUAGAGAGAAAAGAGAGUUUUAUACUUCGGUUUUAGAACCAAUCUUGAAUGAGCUUGAUAUUAAACAUACGUUGUUGAAGACAACUUCUGCUUUAUCAAUUACUAAUUUUGCUAAAUCAUUAGAUCUUUCAAAAGAUCACACUGUGGUGCUAUUAUCUGGGGAUACCUCAGUUGUGGAAUUUAUAAACGGUUUACCAACAGAUGCUAAUGUUUCAACAAAACCGAAUAUUAAUUUAGUCUUGAUACCUUUGGGUACAGGUAAUGCAUUAGUCAGUUCUUCAGGUAUAACAUCUGAAGCUAAUGCUGUUCAAAAAAUGUUCAGCAAUGAAAAAGCUGAAUUACCAUUAUAUGAAGCUGAUUUCCCAAGUGAAUCAUUUGCUGUUCAUUUAGAAAAUGCUCCACCUAUUGGUAAAUUACUCUUCACUAUUGUGUUGUCUUGGGGUUCUCAUGCACAAAUGGUUUAUCACGCUGAAUCUCCAGAGUUGAAAGGCUUGGGGAUUGAAAGAUUUAAAAUUGCUGCAUACAAGAUCUUCCAACAAAAAUUGGAAUAUAACUGUGAUAUUAUUAUUGUUGAUGAAAAUGGCAAGGAGGAAAAAAUGUCACAUUCAACAACUCACAAUUAUUCUUCAAUUUUGGCUGUUCCAAGAUUAGAAAAAAAAUAUCACAUUUCUCCAGAUAGUAAGAUUAGCAAAAGUGAAUUACACAUCUUGGAUUUUGGUGAUCUUCCAAAAGAUGAAUUCAUGGGAUUAUUAAUGGAACCAUAUAAAGGCGCUGGCCACGUGAACCAUAAAGGUGUUAUUUAUGAACCAAUUCAACCAAAGAAACAAAUAAUUUUAGAACUAGGCGAAGAAGAUGAAGAAAGAUCAAUAGUUUGUGUUGAUGGGAUCUCUAUAAAGGUUAAGAAUGGGAAAGGUAAAAGAAUUACAGUUAGAUUUGUGAAUUCUGAGGAUUUAAGCUUCAAGCUAAACCUUGUUGGAUUACAAUAA